This is a messenger RNA of Macadamia integrifolia, 484 nucleotides long. RefSeq lists its product as uncharacterized. Lineage: Eukaryota; Viridiplantae; Streptophyta; Magnoliopsida; Proteales; Proteaceae. The transcript is spliced from 2 exons. The record is from RefSeq and is a predicted model, not a curated record.
ACAGGGUAGCAGAAAAUGCUGAUCACAGAAAAGAGCUUUACCUCCUUUAGCUUCUCUUCUUAUCUUGUUCGCAAGAGCAAUGGAAGGAGAUUCAGACCCAUAUGGUCCAAGAAAAGAGAUUUAACUGAAAAUUCAAGAACCCAACCAGAGCCAAUCUUCCCUUUGAGAGUCUCCAAUGUCUUAAUAGCUCGAUCUGCUGUUGCUGUCUAAGCAUUGGGCUUCAUUGAUGCUGGGUAUAGUGGAGAUUGGUCAAGAAUAGGGGUGAUUUCUAGAGAGAAUGAGGAGUUACUGAAGACUGCUGCUUUUUUUGUUGUUCCUCUGUGUGUCUAUCUCAUAUUUUCUUUAUCUAGUCAAGAGGAAGCUUGAAAUUACAAGUCAUGAAGGAUAGCACUUGAUGAGAUUAUGCAAAUGAUGUUUAAAUUGUCAGAGUUACAAAUUCCAUUCUUUAGUUAUUUUGCAAUCCAGUUAUGUACUUUUACCUUCA